UAUGAUUAUACCACUCUUGAUGAAUACUGGAGAGACAUGCGACAAAACAUGUAUCAGUACUAUGGACAGGAUGACACCCUUGUUGAAUGGAGUGGCUGGUAUCGGCUGUAUUUGAAUGGAGAAAGUGCUCAGAUGUCUGAGUGGUGUGUGAGUUAUGUGGGAUGUGGUGGUUACACUGGACUGUAUCUCAACGGUUCUCAUCCAACACUUGAGGAUGGAGUGGUGACCCGUGAAGUUUUGGGGGAUUUUAUAUGGUCUCACCAGUGUGACAACUACACAUCCACAUCCAUCCAAGUCAAAGCCUGUCCAGGAGAUUAUUACGUCUAUGAAUUUGUCAAACCCAACAUAUCAGCCUCCAUGCCUACAUACUGUGCAGUUGCUUUCAGCAGCAUCAGCAGUGAUCCCUGCUACAACUAUGAGUCUCUGGAUCGUCCCUGGAGAGCCAACAAUGAAAGUGGAGAUUACGUUUGUGAUGAACGAUUCUCCUGGAAUGGCUGGUACCGGCUUUUCUACUAUGGAAUGAACAUCCAGAUGUCAGAGACCUGUGUUAGUUCAUACACCUGUAACACAUACAUCAAUCUGUGGCUCAGUGGUCCUCACCCUCAGAUAGAGGAUGGAGUGGUGAUCAGAGAGGUCUGUGGUAAUUAUUAUUAUUGGGGUAACUGCUGUGAUUACAAGACAAACCCCAUCAGAGUGAAAGCGUGUCCAGGAAAUUACUAUGUCUAUGAACUUGUGAAUCCACAAAUCUGGUGUUCAGGAUACUGCACAGAUGUCGGCACCAUUUCACAGUCGAUUUCCACUGUAAGUCCAGAUAUAAUUACUGGAUCCAGCAUUACCUUGAAUUAUGACCCGUGCAAUAACUACAACAUACUUGACAACUACUGGAGAAGCACACUCAAUUACUGGUCCAUGUAUGGAUACAUCUCUGAUCAUGAUGACACUCGUGUAGAAUGGGAUGGCUGGUAUCGACUCUUCAUUGAUGGAUCAAGUGCUCAGAUGCCUGAGUGGUGUAUGUCCUACAUGUCAUGUGGAGGUUUUAGUUCUCUGUAUCUUGGUGGCUCUCAUCCUGAGCUAGAAGAUGGAGUUGUUACUCGUGAAAUUUACGGCUCUCGCCAUUAUCAGUGCAGUCACUACAGAUCUGAACCAAUCCAAGUUAAAGCUUGUCCUGGAAAUUAUUAUGUCUACAAAUUUACCAGACCAACUCUUUCAAUCCCAGCUCCUGUAUAUUGUGCAGUACCUUUCUCCACUCUAAGCAUCGAUCCCUGCUAUAACUACACCAGUCUGGAUGAGCCCUGGAGAGCCACAGACAAUCCUUAUUAUAGUAACUAUUACUACUAUGGCAUGUGUGAUUAUAAUGUGGAGUGGAAUGGCUGGUACAGGCUGUUCUACAAUGGUCAAAAUACUCAGAUGCCAGAAUCAUGUGUAAAUUUUGGCAUGUGUGGCACUUAUGAUCCACUGUCACUCAAUGGCACUCAUCCACAGCUGGAAGAUGGAGUGGUCACCCGUAAGGUCUGUCUCCCAUGGGGUGGCUGCUGUGAUUACACAUCCCACCCUAUAAGAGUCAAAGCCUGUCCUGGAAACUACUAUGUUUACGAGUUUGUCAAGCCAAUGAGUUGUGGAGCUUACUGUGCAGAGCCCUGUGCUGAACUCAGCUGCACAGAGGAUGAAUGGUGUGGAGAGGAAAACGGCGUCUAUGGCUGUUUGUGUAACGAGAACCAGACCAGACCAGAUUCUUUUG
This is a messenger RNA of Sinocyclocheilus grahami, 1738 nucleotides long. RefSeq lists its product as uncharacterized. The transcript has 6 exons. The annotation marks the transcript as partial. The record is from RefSeq and is a predicted model, not a curated record. NCBI's taxonomy places the organism in Eukaryota, Metazoa, Chordata, Actinopteri, Cypriniformes, Cyprinidae.